This is a messenger RNA of Argiope bruennichi, 5927 nucleotides long. RefSeq lists its product as uncharacterized. The record is from RefSeq and is a predicted model, not a curated record. NCBI's taxonomy places the organism in Eukaryota, Metazoa, Arthropoda, Arachnida, Araneae, Araneidae. The coding region runs from base 255 to 1298 and encodes 347 amino acids. The transcript is spliced from 7 exons.
AUGGAAGGGGUAUGAUUUAGAAUGCCUCCAUACUUUCGAUUUCUCGUUAUUAUUGGAUAUUGAAAGGAAUCAAAGCUUUCCCUAUAAAUUGUAGUUUUCAUUUCGGAUUUGUAGUUUUUCAGCAAACCGAUCAAUAUAUUCCCCUGAUUGGCGACGGCACUUGGCAGAAAACCGCCAUCGAGACGCCAAAUGGAAUCGUUUGACGCCGCCGCCGCUUCUGUGACAACGAUGAUACUUUGAACAGAAGACCAAACAUGGGGAAGGGAAUUCAUCUGUCGUUUUGGACUUCAACUCAGCUCAUCAUCCUCAUCUCUCUACUCAAAGAAGUACUGCCCAUCACUGUCACAGAUGUCCGUCUCGUGUCGCAGCUCCCCUACGUCAUCAGCGGCGAGCCAGCAGUGCUCACUUGCCACUACAUCACAGCCCCGAACGAGGUGGUGACCGAGGUGGAGUGGGAAAAGGACGGAACCCUGGUGUACCUAUGGACGCUGGACGAACCUCCUGUGGCCAAAGAUGUCCUGGAGGGCCACGCGGACCUCAGCGUCAGCUCCCCGAGCACGCUGACCAUCAAUUCCGUGAACAUGCACAUGCAGGGGACGUACAUCUGCAGGGUGAGGACGAACGGAAAGACGUCGCAGAAUGACUUCUUCCUUAUGGUCAUUGUGGAUGCGUGUCAAGAAGGGGCGUGGAAAACGCACACCGACAUGAUUUCCUGCACGGAGACGGUGAGCAUGCAUUGCAUCGGAAUCUUCCCCAAACCAAGCCCGACGUGCGGCGUGUAUGCCGACAAAUCUGGUAGAUUCUUGAACAGCGUACCGUUCGAUAGUGUCAACAAAUUAGCCAAUGGGACAUUCGAAGUGAGUUUCAACAGAAAGUUCGAGAUCAAGGAGUGGAUAAAUCACACUGACAUCAGUUUUCGGUGCCACAUGAUGUUUCUGGGGACUCCGUGGAGAAGAGGAAUAGUUCAUAAAAUGUUUGGAGAGUCCGGCUGCAAGGAAGAUCCCCCACGUGUUCAAAACGGGUACUACAAUAUGACGGAGGAGAAAAGUUGCUGGGGCUUCCCGGCCGAAGGUACCCGGAUUCAAUACCACUGUGAGGAAGGCCACAAACUUCUGGGAACAGCGCUCUACACAUGCGCAGAUGGAUCUUGGGUUCCCGAAGGAGUAAUUGUAGAAGGGGAUUACGAAAUCCCCAUUUGUGAAAACCCUGAUUCCGGUGGAUCUGAAAGACGCUCAACACAGAUUGCUGUCAGCAUAGCAUUGCUUAUUCUUUUCAUUUUCUGGACAUCACACCCAUAAAGAGGAUUCUUGGAUUUCGAAGUUGGAGUUCUGUAACAAUCACCCACCUCUUCCAGAAGAAAUGUGAAUUUGCGUGUUCUCGUGUUGAAUUUUUUUUGUUGGUUGACGAUUUUGAAUUCCUAUUCGAAAUGUUAUAGCAUAUUUAAGAGGACGUUAAGGAAGAAUCUUUGGUUGGUUGCUUUCAAGCACUAUGCAUUGUGUGUUACAUCCAAGGUCACCAUAAAAAAAUAUUUGCUCAUAUUGUUACAAUAUACAAAAUCAUGACAUCAUCCGGAGUUAGGAAAUCCUCUUGAUCACUAUUUUUUUCAGUAUGCUUUAUUUCAAAAAUAAAUAAUAAUAAUAAUAAUUUCAGGCAUUAUGAAGAGAUUUUAAUAAAUAAUGAACGAAAUUAUCUGGAACAGAGAAUAUUUCUUACAGCUAAGAAAUAUUUUCUGCAAUUAUUGAUACAAUCAUACUAGAGCGCUACAAACUGCGCAAUGUAUUUCUCAUAACAAUUAUGUUUAUAUCCUUGGAAUCAUUUUCGAUUUUCCUCUUCAUAUUCAUUUCAGCUGGAAGUUAUAUCUUUUCAAAAUUUUCUUCAGUUUCCUAGGCUAUGUGAAAUCGCAAGAUGAAAUUCCAGGUUUUGAUGGUAAGAUUAAGGCUAUAUGACUGGCUUCACUUUCUUGCUUUUCGCUGGACUUUGCUUGGAAGCUUUUGUGUCUAGUACGAAUUUGAUUAAUCGCUUUGAUAUGUUUAAUUUUCUCUUUUAACAGUCUUCUUUUCCUUCUUCAAUAUUUUAAACUCAUAAUAUUGCUCUUUGUUUCAAGGUCUUCGGAAGCCAAAUGUCACAGUUCUUUCAUUCGAUUGCUGUAAUCCUGCCUAUGACAUGUAACAAAGUAUGGUAUCUGGCAUCCUAUUCUUCACUUUUUUAAAUUGAGAUUAUUAAAUAACUCUUCACACUUCGUUGACAUUAUCAUCGUUGCUGAUGGGAUUUUUCGACUUAUUAUUUAAUGAAGGACCUUUAUGAAAACAACAUAUAACCGAUAUUCUCGUCGAAAUUAUUGAUUAUAUCUUUUUCUUUUAAUCAACCAUAAAAUUCCCCAUUAUAUUACUAUAAAAAAGAUGCUUUUUUAUUAUCAAAUGUAGUUAUUGGACUCUUAACCCUUUGCACGCGGAAAAGUAAUUCGAUGUAUAAUUAUUCACCUAAUACAAAUAUUUGCUUAUUGCUCUGAAAAAUAAAUACAUGUAAUUGUUUUAAGCCGAUUUUCUUCGAAAAAUUAAUCUACAUCAUCUUACCACAGUAUGCGUUUUCAACAAUCAAAAUUGAGAAAUAAAUAAAACGUCAAAAUGUUGCACCGUUUUGAAUGAUGAGUGAGAGGCAUCAUCUGAGUGGAAAGGAUUAAAUAUAUAGUUUGAUUGAUCCUGUCCAUAUAAGACGAAUUGAAUCAGUUUGGACUGACUAAAUUCACCGGAAUGACAUCCUUGCCGAAGCUAAAUUUAUUUUUAUGAUUGCAUUUUGCAAUGCUCAUUGUGCUCAGUAACACGCAUACAUUGUACAAUAUUGUGUGAUUUUAAACAAUAUUUGCAAUAAUAUGUAAUAUCGUUGAAUUUUAAUAAUAUAAUAUAGUAUUACACAAUAUUGUACAAUAUUGGGCACUGCUCUGUGUUAUCUUGCUUAAGAGGUCAUGAUUUGGUGUAAUAUCGCACAAUAUUGGGCACUACUCUGUGUUAUCUUGCUUAAGAGGUCAUGAGUUGGUGUAAUAUCGCACAAUAUUGGGCACCACUGUGUGCUAUCUUGCGUAAGAGGUCAUGAUUUGCUGUAAUAUCGUACAAUAUUGUGUAAUAUUAAGCAACACGCUAUGCUAUCUUGCUUAAGAGGUCAUGAUUUGGUGUAAUAUCGCACAAUAUUGUGCAAUAUUUAGCAACACGCUAUGCUAUCUUGAUUAAGAAAUCAUGAUUUGCUGUAAUAUCGCACAAUAUUGUGUAAUAUUAAGCAACACGCUAUGCUAUCUUGCUUAAGAAGUCAUGAUUUGGUGUAAUAUCGCACAAUAUUGGGCACCGCGCUGUGCUACCUUGCGUAAGAGGUCAUGAUUUAGUGUAAUAUCGUACAAUAUUGUGUAAUAUUAAGCAACACGCUAUGCUAUCUUGCUUAAGAAAUCAUUAUUUGCUGUUGCACAUUACAAUUUCUUAUACAGCGUGCUUUUUUUCUAAGAUGGGUAUAAAUUUCCUUGAUGAAAGAUUGCUGAUGUAAAUUAUUUGCAAUUUGCUCAUUUUUUUCACAUUGCUGUUACAUUUUGCUUGAAUGUGUCGAUGUUUACUUACACAUAUGUGCGCUUGUUGAUUGCUCAAAGUUGCUUUGUUUCCUAUGCAACGUUUUAGAAUUCACCAAUCUGAAAAAUGACACUUGUUUGUGUAAUUGUGUUCAUAUCACAUCUGCUUGUGUUUCUUAUAGAAUCACUGAAGAAUUUCUCAUAGAAUAUAUAAAAGAAGCUUUUUUCUGUUGGAUGUUCUUGGCUGAUAAAAGUUUUGAAUAGAAAUUAAAUUUAUGAUAGAUAUAUAUGUUACACAAAUUAAUUUCAAAACAUUUGUGUGUGUGUUUCUUCAAAAUGCGCAAUCAAUAAUUUUCAUAAUUUUAUGUACAUUUGUCAAGGUUUUUUAUCUGCUGGAUAUUACAAAAUGAAUGUCUGGAUUUUAAAAUCAUGCAGUAUUUAUUAACUUUGAUUUUAAUUGAAUAAUGCUGAAUAAAAUGAAAGGGCAUCUCGAAGAGUUUUCCCCGUAAGUUGUCGCAGGACACAUGUCAAAGCGAUGCACGACUCAGCAGGUCUGGAGUAAUUGAUAAAACAGUUACUUCAUUGCCAGUUCUGAAGUUAAGUAAGUCAGCAGAUAGCAGGGCACGUGCAGAUAUCUAUAAAUUCCGAAAUUAAAAUCUCAAGAUUUGAAACUGCACAUGAAAGACCAUUUCACCUUUAGCAUUUGGUAUUUUGGAUCGUAAAACUUUGUACUUUCCAGCUGAUGAUAUCAUGUAAGGAUUUUAUUACACCUUUAGAAAUCACAAUUGAAUCAAAAGCUGAACGCACAUUGAGAUUCAUAUUUUUUAAAUAGCAAAACAUCGAACAAUUUCUGUUUAGGGGCAGGCAUUUUAACCCCUGGUAAAUUGAGACCGAAAAUGCAUGCUUUGUAUUAACAAGUGCAUCGCUAGAAUUGGCAUAUUGCUUCUUAUUUUUUCAAUCUAGUAUUGAAUCAUUACUCCACAAUUUAUCUAAGUAUUUUGAAACCAAAUAUUCAUUUCACAAUACCGGCAUUUUGUUUUAUGUCUAUUUAAAAGCUUGAUGAAUGUAGAUGGAAAUUUGAAGUUUUUUUAUAUAUACUUAAAAAUUUAUUCUAUUAUUAAUUUAUACGGAUUAAAAAAUUGACACUCAUAUAAUAUUGAGUUAAAUAUUAAUUACAAAUAUAAUUCUGAGUACUAUUUUUUUCCGUAUUUAAGAACUUUGUAGCAUUUACAUAAUUGUGUUAACCCCCGGGGGGGGGACACACCUCGAAAUGAGGAUGAGAUGCUUCCGGCUUGGUGGUUGGAUCUCGCCACCCUAGAGGGUACACUAAUUGGUGGGGGAUCUGACUCCUCCCAUCGAUGACGGGACGUAUUUUCUUCGGGGAGGGUUGUACCGUGGCCGGUGACGGCCCUUAGGACUCAACCACAUUUCCCGCCAACGUUGCUGUUGCGGCGGUCCGGUCAUUCAGUUUUAUGGUUUAAAUUCGUGUGCCUUCGUGGCGGGUCGGAGAGUUAGAUGGUUGAUUUACAUAAUUGUGUUUUUGCUCAUUUAUUGUAAUUGAAAAUCUAUAAUACGGUGGAAAAUUUCACGAACAUUUUAUUUUAAAAAUUUAAUUUUUUCCAUUCCAAUACUUUUAAAAUACUGGUGAAAUGACAGUUUGGAUUUUAUUUCAUUUCAAUUUUAUGCGACAAUUUUUAAAAACGGAAAUGUUUCCCUCCAUUUGAAAGUAACAAACAUUAUCCUCAGUAAUGCAUUCUAGGAUAGCAGAGAGUAUCGCAUUGUAUAGAAAUAACUUUAAUAUAGCAAACUAGAAAUGUAAUUCCCAUCUGUAUAAAAUUAUAGAGAGCUUAUAAAAGAAGGUGAAAAUUUGAGUUUUUGUAAUUAAGAAAGUGUUGAGAUCUGACUAUGAAAAAUUUAUAUAAAUCUCUAUGACUGCCAUAUUAUAUGUGUAAAAUCUGAUGUACAAAUUAAUUGUGUAUAAACCAAAGAAAUAUUAUCUGUGUGAAUGUACAGAUUUGAUCAAUUUGUGUGAAAAUGUAUUAACACAAAGUUUUGUUUUGUCUGAACAAAAUUGAAGAGCGCAUGUGCCAAUGUUUUGUUAGCAAUUAUUUGUACAUUAUAAAAGGGGAAAAAACUAAGUAGCUAUUUUUUAAAGUAAUUUCUAUCAUCUUUUAAUAUUUUUAAACGUCAAAGUUUUUUUUGUUUCUUUACAGAAGUAGUUGUUUUGGGAAGAUAAUGCGUUUUUUUUUUCUCCCAUCUACUUUAUGCUCUUCAAUUUAUGUUCACUGAUGAAUGGUAAUUUAUUUUUAUCACUUAUGCCAACAUUAGUUUCUUGUUGUCACACAGUUUUAUGUCUUGCUGAAUCAUUGUUUUGUUUGAA